Penicillium psychrosexuale is the source of this 294-nucleotide messenger RNA. RefSeq lists its product as uncharacterized. Bases 1 to 294 code for a protein of 97 amino acids. The transcript has a single exon. The record is from RefSeq and is a predicted model, not a curated record. Lineage: Eukaryota; Fungi; Ascomycota; Eurotiomycetes; Eurotiales; Aspergillaceae.
AUGACGAAAAGCCCAUACGCCACGGAUUGUACCACUGCCCUGUCACGUUGUGUCUGGCCCGGUACCCUGUUUGCCGCCGCGAGCCCAUACCGUCUAAGCAAAGCAGCCAACGACAAGUCCCUGCUAGGGGAGAACCCUCGAGUGGACCGGUCUUCACCUCAUGUGGGCUUCCGUGCGCGCAAUCUUCUUGAUCCGGCCACUGGGGGAUCCCCCCGGUUAUUUGUAGAACUCCCUUUUGACUUUGCGAUGGGGACCGUCGUCGCUUCAGAAGCACCACCUUUCGCAACGUGCUAG